This is a messenger RNA of Malassezia sympodialis ATCC 42132, 1764 nucleotides long. RefSeq names its product WD40 repeat domain-containing protein. Lineage: Eukaryota; Fungi; Basidiomycota; Malasseziomycetes; Malasseziales; Malasseziaceae. Gene Ontology annotation, cellular component: nucleolus. The record is from RefSeq and is a predicted model, not a curated record. Gene Ontology annotation, molecular function: protein binding. Gene Ontology annotation, biological process: ribosomal large subunit assembly.
AUGGCGACGCAGGUGCCCAAGCCGUCGGCGAAGCGCCAGCGGCUCGCCGCCGAGGCGGAGCGCCGUGCCAAUGAGGCUCUCGCCGAGAGUGGUAUGCUGAAUGCGAAUCUAUCAAGUGUCCUUGUGCAGUUCCGCUCCGGCCAGGACGACUCGUUCCUUGGCCCGACGCUCAGCCUGCCGGCCGGCGCAGGCCAGGCGGAGAUGAGCCAGCUCGUGAACGAGCUGCGGCGCCAGGCGCACCCCCGCCAGAAAGGCGACGAUGACGACGAAGACGUGCCGUACUCGUUCCAUGUCCUGCUGAACCGCGCGGACGCUGCGCCGAGCACACAGCCGACGCGCAUCCCCAUCCAGGAGAGCCUGCACAGGGAUGUGCUGAACUCGGCCACUGCUCAGAAGCUCGGGCUCAGUACGGAAGACAGCAUCACGGUUGUGUUUGAGCCGCAGGCCGUGUUCCGCGUGCGUGCCGUCACGCGCUGCUCCAGCACGCUCGCCGGGCACGGCUCGCCGAUUUUGUGCUGUGCGUUUAGUCCGUCGGGCCAGCUGCUGGCCACGGGUGCGGGCGACAAAGUGUGCCGCCUCUGGGACAUGGACACAGAGACCCCGAUGCAUACCCUCCAAGGCCACGACGGCUGGGUGCUCUGUGUGGAAUGGGAGCCGCGCGAGCGCAAAUUGGCUACGGGCGGUAUGGACGGGCAGGUCUGGGUGUGGGAGGCGCUCAACCCGCCGCUGCCUGGGCGCCGCGGCUGGGGCGCACGCUCCGGCGAGCAGGUCGAUGCGGAGCACCGCGCUACGGCCGCGGAUCCAUCGCGCAAGAUGUCCGUCGUGGAGCGCCGCGCCGCGCGCCAUGCUGCGCCGCGCGGCGUCCUGCUGCGGGGCCACACGAAGUGGGUCACCAGCCUUGCGUGGGAGCCCGCCCACCGUGCUGCACGGCCCCGCCUUGCGAGCUCGUCGAAGGACGGCACCGUGCGUGUGUGGAACGUCGAGUCGCGCCAGGUCGACUUUGUCCUGGGCGGCCACACCGCGAGUGUCAACUGCGUUCGCUGGGGCGGCGAUGGCGCGAUCUACACGGCCUCGUCCGACCGCACGAUCAAGGUGUGGAACGACCGCGACGGGCGCCUGAUCCGCUCGCUGAACGAGCAUGCGCACUGGGUCAAUUCACUCGCGCUCUCGACUGACUAUGUGCUGCGCACGGGCGCGUUUGACAUCCAGGGCACCUAUGCGUCUGCGCUUGCGCAGGGCACGCAUGCCGAUCUCGAUGCAGCGACGAUGCAGGCGGCGCGCGCGCGGUAUGCGGAGGCCACCGGGCACGGCGCGCACGCAGAGAUGCUCGUGUCUGCUUCGGACGACCACACGCUGUUCCUGUGGCCGCCGCAAACGGGCGCAGCGGCCACGCCCAAGAAGCCGGUCGCGCGGCUCACGGGCCACCAGAAGACGGUAAACCACGUGUGUUUUUCGCCGGACGGCCGGUGGAUUGCCUCGGCGUCCUUUGACAACAGUGUGAAGCUAUGGGACGGACGCACCGGCCAGUUUGUUGCCAACCUGCGAGGCCAUGUGGCGAGCGUGUACCGCGUGGCUUGGAGUAGCGACAGCCGCCUUCUCGCGAGUGCGUCCAAAGACUCGACGAUCAAGCUGUGGAACCUGGCCACCUUCAAGAUCAAGGUCGACUUGCCGGGCCACGAAGACGAGGUGUACUGCGUCGACUUUCUCGCGGACAAGCUCGCGAGUGGCGGCCGCGAUCGCUCGGUCAAGAUCUGGCGGCACUAG